UCCGCCGCGGCCUUCCGGGCACCGAGCGCCUGCGCGCCGCGGUGACAUGGCCACGCCGGCCAAGCGGCGGGCCCAGCCGCAGCCCCCAGCCGAGGAGAGCGGCUCCGAGUCCGAGUCUGAGCCGGAGUCGAGCGAGUCGGGCUCGGAGGAGGAAGAAGAGGAGGAGGCGAUCGAUGAGGAAGUGAAUAUUGAAUUUGAGGCACAUUCCAUAUCAGACAAUGACUAUAAUGGGAUAAGAAAGUUACUACAACAGUUGUUUCUAAAAGCCCCUGUUAACACUGCUGAAUUAACUGAUAUAUUAAUACAACAGAAUCAUAUUGGAAGUAUUAUCAAGCAAGCAGAAGUCCAAGAAGACAGUGAUGAUGAUGAAGAUGAUGAUGAAGUCUUUGGUUUCAUUAGCUGCUUAAACUUAACAGAAAGGAAGGAUACACAGUGUGUUGAACAAAUCAAAGAGCUGGUUCUAAGUCGGUGUGAGAAGAGCUGUGAACAGCAUGUAGUUGAACAACUGAAUAAGCUCCUGAAUGAUAGUACUAAGCCUGUGGGUCUUAUACUGAGUGAAAGAUUCAUUAAUGUACCACCACAGAUUGCUCUACCCAUGCACCAGCAGCUUCAGAAGGAGUUGAGUGAGGCACAGAGAACAAACAAACCAUGUGGAAAGUGCCACUACUAUCUCCUUAUCGGCAAGACCUUUACAGAAGCCACAAAGAGCAAUUCUAAGAAGAAGGGAGGGAGACAUCAGCAGAAGGAGGAAUUAAUGUUUGCAAAUGCAGAGGAAGAAUUCUUUUAUGAGAAAGCCCUUCUGAAGUUCAACUACUCUGUGCAAGAGGAAAGCGACACUUGUUUGGGUGGCAGAUGGUCCUUUGAUGAUGUACCAAUGAAACCCUUGCGUACUGUUAUGAUAGUUCCAGCUGAUGGAAUUCAUGCCAUUAUGGAUAAACUGAAAGACUAUCUCUCAGUCUGAGAUUUCCUAUAAACACUGGGUUUUAUAAAGCAGCCAUGCAGAACUAUGACUUUAGGGUUUUCAGAAGGCUGCUGUGGUAUUAAUGUUUUUUUGCUGCUCAAAUGCUUCCUCUGUACAUUUAGAAGACAAGGAGAUGGUACAAAUAAAAAUAUCUAUGAAAUUAAUAUUUUUAAAUAUUCUGUUUUAUGGUAUAUUGGUAUCACCAUUAAACAGUCAAUAAAAAAAGUGUAACAAGAAAAUGUCAAGAUCUGCUCAAUAUGUUUUUAACCAAAACUAAAUUGUAUAUUUUUGUUAUGAAAUAACACAUACAUAAGGAAGAAAAAGCUUUUUUCUGUAUGUUUCUUCUGUUAAAUACAUUUAUUUCAAAAGUUUGAAAUGAUUUCUUGGGUUAAGAUGGAGAUGGAUAUUUCAUGUACUGCUUUUAUUUGUAUUUGUCUGAUGUAUGAUGGUUCGGUCUAAAUUCACUGAAUAGUACAUCUUUGUUCAGUGGGAGUGGGAAAUUGUUCAUUUUCUUUGUCAUCAUUAGUUUUCUGUUCCUCCUUCAUGGCUGAAGCAGGUGACAAAUGAUUGAUCACCUCCUGCAGAAUAUCCUUGCUUUCACUGGGAGGAAGGUUGCUAAAGUAGUACUGAGGAACCAGCUCCACGAACCUGGUGAGGAAAUAAGACAAAACAUUGUGAAUAUCUUUUAAUUGAAUUGGAAAUGUUUGAAUAGCUAUUUCCAGGCUUGUACAAAAGACAGCAGCAGCAUGGUGCUGGUGCUUCAACUCAAACACAGAAUCUGCAAGAUGUAGUAAUAGUGUGUGGUUUUGGGAGACUGGCAAUGUACUCAGUCCAUACUUCAGGUGACGUUCAUUCAGGUCUCAAUGCUGCAGAUUGAAUUAAAUAGUAACUUUUCUGCAUUUGAACAUAUUUGUGGUUCAAUAAAAUGAUGAAAAAGGCUUUCUUAGAGGCAUUGGAAAUAGAAAAGAUAGGACAGUGAAAUGUAUAUUCUUGAUGUAAAGAGAUUUUUGCAGAAGGAAGACUAGUCUUCUCUUGAAUCCAUAAACAGUUGAUAUGGAAUGAUUUAGGUGGCUGGGUACAUAAGAUAUGUCAGGAGAAAGAUUUGCUGGAAAAUCGGUUUUCAGGGAACAGAGAUUUCCAGUAAGAUUAAUCUAUGAGUACACAGCUCUGUUAACUCUUCCUUAAUGUUUUUUUUUGCCUUAUAUUUUACCUUCUAAGAAACUUUUGCCACUUGUCAGGUGUUUAUUCAGUGGAUGCAUUGAUUACAGUUGCAAUGGCAGUACCUGAACAGAUCAGCACGUUAGGAAAUACAAAAGGCUGGCUUACAUGA
This is a messenger RNA of Pezoporus flaviventris, 2291 nucleotides long. RefSeq names its product BRCA2 and CDKN1A interacting protein (gene BCCIP). The coding region runs from base 47 to 961 and encodes 304 amino acids. The record is from RefSeq and is a predicted model, not a curated record. Gene Ontology annotation, cellular component: nucleus. The transcript is spliced from 7 exons. NCBI's taxonomy places the organism in Eukaryota, Metazoa, Chordata, Aves, Psittaciformes, Psittacidae.